AGCCAAACCAUUUUCACAUAUACUACCUGUAUCUAUACCUCUGUAUUUGCUGCUUCCAUCUCUCUCUUUCAAUGAGGGCCAAUUCUCACCACAUUGGUCCAGAUCGCAUCUCUACCAUUCUCAUUCAAUAGUCCUUCAUUACCCACAUUCUUCUCUAAACACUAAACUUUAAAAAAAAAUAAAAAAAUUACUAUAUUUCACUUGGCAUUGUUGUUUAAUGGUGUUCUAAGAUCUUCAUAUAUUUGCUUAUUGAACUCCUUUUUGUAGAAUUUCAUCACAUUUUGCGUGUUGGGUGUUCUUGAUUUUCGAGUUGGAUCUCAAUUUCUGAUAGACCCAUUAACGAAAUCAAAUGGGUGAGCGUUCGAGAUCAAAGGGAUGGUGUGGAUGGUUUCUUGUUCUGGUGGUGGCGGCGAUUGUGGCGGUUGUGAUUGUAAUCACCGUCAGAAAGAAAAAUGAGUCUUCUGGGCCUGAAUCUGUUCCGGGGCGUCCUGGCUCUCCCGAAAAGAAAUACGCCGACGCUCUCAAAAUCUCUAUGCAGUUCUUCGAUGUACAAAAAUCUGGUAAGUUGGUAAAUAACAAGAUAUCUUGGAGAGGGGAUUCUGGUCUUGAUGAUGGAAAAGAAGCAAAGUUGGAUCUUUCAAAAGGAAUGUAUGAUGCUGGGGAUCAUAUGAAGUUUGGAUUCCCAAUGGCUUUCACUGCCACAGUGCUGUCAUGGGCCAUCCUCGAGUACGGGGAUCAGAUGGAUGUAGUGAGUCAGUUGGAACCCGCUCAAAGCUCUCUCAAGUGGAUUACUGACUACCUUAUUAAUUCCCAUCCUUCAGAGAAUGUGCUCUACAUUCAGGUGGGUGAUGCCGAAGCAGACCAUAAAUGUUGGAAUAGGCCAGAAGACAUGACUGAACCAAGGACUCUGACGCAGGUGAAUACUUCUUCCCCAGGAUCAGAUGUCGCAGCAGAGUACGCAGCAGCAAUGGCAUCGGCAUCCCUCGUGUUCAAGUCUAUCGACUCCACAUAUUCAAGUUCACUUCUUAAGCAUGCCCAACAAUUGUUUAAUUUUGCCGACAAAUAUAGAGGUUCUUACAGUGAAAGCAUUCCCGAAGUCUCAAAGUAUUACAACUCAACAGAUUAUGGGGAUGAGCUCUUGUGGGCUGCUAGCUGGCUGUAUCAUGCGACAGGGGAUAAAACAUAUUUUAAUUAUGUGACGGGGGACAAUGGAAAAUCCUUCGCUAAGUGGGGAAGUCCAAGCUGGUUUUCAUGGGAUAACAAGCUCGCAGGAACUCAGGUUUUGUUGUCCAGGUUAAGCUUAUUUGGGGCAAAAGAUACAGACUCUGAAAACCUUCAGAAUUACAGGAAAACUGCCGAGGCUGUCAUCUGUGGACUCCUACCAAAAUCUCCAACGGCCACAUCCAGCAGAACAGAUAGUGGUUUGAUAUGGGUCAGUGAAUGGAAUGCUUUGCAGCAUCCAGUGGCUUCUGCCUUUUUAGCUUUGCUUUACAGUGACUAUAUGCUUACAUCUCGAACUGCAAAGGUAUCCUGCGAUGGAAAUUCCUAUAAACCAUCGGAUAUUCGGAAAUUCGCCGUUUCACAGGCUGAUUAUGUCUUGGGCGACAAUCCCAUGAAGAUGAGUUUUCUUGUGGGUUAUGGGGAUAAGUACCCCAAGUAUGUGCACCAUAGAGGAGCCUCAAUCCCGGCUACUGCAAAACCUGGCUGUUCUGAUGGUUUCAAGUAUCUUGACUCAACUGACCCCAAUCCCAACGUAGCAAUCGGAGCACUCGUAGGGGGGCCGUUCAAGAAUGAGACGUAUAUUGAUUCACGGAAUAAUUCAAUGCAAGGAGAGCCAACCACAUACAAUAGUGCUGUGAUUGUUGGCCUUCUCUCCGGUUUGGUGACCAAGUCUUCAGUGGUUCAAUCUUUCACCUAAGGCAGCCUUGGUUAGUAGCUGUAUGCACAAUCCAUAUAUCAUCUCUUCGAUAUUCUGUUAACUAGUGUGCUUAUACACGAUAAAACUACUCAAAUGGUACCACUGUGCUUAUAGGUGUAUUUUAUUUUGUUCAAGUAAGCCUCGAAAUAUAAUUCUUUUUCUAGCAGUAAUGUGGCAGUUGUUUGGCAAGUAGGAAAAGCUUUUAGUCUCUUCACAAUCUGAAUGUUUGUAGUGUGUUGUAAAAUCAUGUAAGGUACAACAUUUUGAUCAUUGUUUCAUGCAUGGAGAUAUUCACAUCUAGCAAAUGGUGAAUAAUGUGAUCUAGUAAUGGUGGUUGUGAUGCAAAGAAGAAUCUGAAAAACAAUUAAUGAAAUGAGGUUGUACAGCAUAGGGUUUGGUUAUGACCAUGUUUAUUUUGUCAAAA
Messenger RNA from Cornus florida, 2342 nucleotides. Its product is annotated as endoglucanase 10-like. The transcript has 6 exons. Gene Ontology annotation, molecular function: hydrolase activity, hydrolyzing O-glycosyl compounds. The record is from RefSeq and is a predicted model, not a curated record. Gene Ontology annotation, biological process: carbohydrate metabolic process. NCBI's taxonomy places the organism in Eukaryota, Viridiplantae, Streptophyta, Magnoliopsida, Cornales, Cornaceae. Bases 350 to 1918 code for a protein of 522 amino acids.